Mytilinidion resinicola is the source of this 510-nucleotide messenger RNA. Its product is annotated as microtubule/calcium-binding protein. The transcript has 5 exons. Gene Ontology annotation, cellular component: cytoplasm. NCBI's taxonomy places the organism in Eukaryota, Fungi, Ascomycota, Dothideomycetes, Mytilinidiales, Mytilinidiaceae. Gene Ontology annotation, molecular function: calcium ion binding. The coding region runs from base 1 to 510 and encodes 169 amino acids. The record is from RefSeq and is a predicted model, not a curated record.
AUGAUCAUCUACAAGUGCCUCAUCAGCGGUGACGAGAUCCUCUCCGACUCGUACGACCUCAAGGAGGUCGAUGGCGUCGCCUGGGAAGCAGACUGCAAGAAGAUCACCGUUGGAAACGACAAUAUCGACAUCGGUGCCAACCCAUCAGCCGAAGAGGGCGGCGACGACGUCGAGGACACCUCCCAGCAGGUCAUCGAUGUCGUCCAUUCUUUCCGUCUGAACGAGACCCAAUUCGACAAGAAGUCGUAUCUCAGCCAUCUCAAGACCUACAUGAAGGCGGUUAAGGAGGCCAUGAAGAACAGAGGCGCCAGCGACGAGGAGAUUAAGGAGUUCGAGAAGGGCGCCUCGACUUUUGCCAAGAAGAUCAUCAGUAACUUCAAGGACUACGAGUUCCUCAUUGGCGAGUCCAUGGACCCCGAUGGAAUGGUCAUCCUCCUCAACUACCGCGAAGACGGAGUCACACCCUACGUGACUGUCUGGAAGCACGGCGUGUCGGAGAUGAAGGUUUAG